UUGGUCCGGGGGGAGGGGCCAGAGCCGAGAGGGCACGAUGACCCCCCCCUCGCUGCUCCUCCUUCUCCUCCUCGGCGCCACCGUGGCCCCCGCGGCCCCCCCGGACCUGGAGGAGCCCGAGGAUUACUCGGAUUGCAGCGAUGGGUACGAGUGGGACCCCGAAACCGAGCACUGCAAAGACGUGGAUGAGUGCGCGGGGGAGGGGCCGCCGCCGUGCCGGGGCUCCAUGAAGUGCCUGAACCAUUUCGGGGGGUACCUGUGCCUGCCGCGCUCGGCCGCGCUGCUCAGCCCCGCCCCCGCCCCCAACGGCCGCUGCCCCCCGGGCUUCGGUCCCGCCCCCGAUGGCACCUGCACAGAUGUGGACGAGUGUGCAGGGCCCCCCCCGUGCCGGCCCAGCCAGGACUGCAUCAACCUCCCGGGGGGCUUCGAGUGCCGCUGCCCCCCUGGCUACCGGCAUCGGCACACCGAGUGUGUUGAUGAGGACGAAUGCCAGUUCCGUUGGUGCCAGCACAUCUGUGCCAACUCCCCGGGAGCCUUCGCCUGCCGCUGCCACCCUGGCUUCAGCCUCGGCCCUGAUGGCCGCUCCUGUCUUGAUGUGGACGAGUGCUCCAUGGGCGCCCGCUGCUCCCAGCGCUGCCUCAACACCUUCGGCUCCUUCCGCUGCCGCUGCAGGCCCGGCUUUGUCCUGGGCAUCGACGGGCACGAGUGCCACGACGUGGACGAGUGCCGGAGGGGGGUCCCGUGCCAGCACCGCUGCCAGAACCUCCCGGGUGCCUUCAGAUGCCUCUGUCCCCCUGGCUACGCUGAGGAGGGGGGGCUCUGCCGAGACCGGGAUGAAUGCACCGACGGUUCCCAUGACUGCGGUGGAGCCCAGAGCUGCCUCAACACAUUUGGGGGACAUCUCUGUGUCCCCCGUGAGCUGUGCCGCGGGCCCUAUGCCCCCCACCCCCGCAGCAAUGGGACCUGCGUGUGCCCCAGGGGUGUCCCUGGCUGCGCCCUCCGUCCCCGCUGGCUCCUCCACCGUUUCCUGGCCAUUCCCCAAAUUCACGAUGUUCCCACCGGGAUCUUCCAGCUCCAGCAUCCCCCGGGGGACCCCCAAAGGCUAAGGCUGCGGGGAGCACCCCCCGGCACCUUUCACCUGAGGGUGCUGACCAAUCACAGCUCACUGCUGGAGCUCACGCGCCCCCUGGCGGGCCCGCGGCAGCUGCUGCUGGAGGUGGAGCUGCUCCCGCUGGGGCCCCGCCUCCCUCUCGACCCCCGGCCCAGAACAGCAGAGGCCCCGCCCCUCAGCAGCUGGGACCCUCCCCCUCCUGCUGGGCGUGGUGUGGCCUUGCUCCGCCUCCACCUCUCCGUGGGGGCCCACCCAUUCUAGGUGGGGGGCAGGGAAUACCCCAAAAACUCCAUCAGAAACCCCCCUGGGACCCCCAACCCUGCCCUGGGGCCUCCAAACCCACUGGGGACCCCCCCCAAACUCCUACUGGGACCCCCCGUUUCCCCCCAGGUCUUUACAAGCCUUCCCAGGACCCCCUGAAGAGCCCCCUGGGACCUCACUCAGGGUCCUGAGGCUCCCUGGGACUGCCCCAAACUACCCAGAGAGCCCCAAAACCUCCUGAAGAAGACCCUUACCCUACCUGGGACCUCAAAUUUUUUUCCUUGGGAGCUGCAACUUCUCCCAGUAGAUCCCCCAAGCAAUCCCCAAGAAACUCCGAAGAACCCCUGGGACCCCCAGCCUGGGGGGACAAAGAACAAGU
Molecule: messenger RNA, 1751 nt
Organism: Hirundo rustica (Barn swallow)
Lineage: Eukaryota; Metazoa; Chordata; Aves; Passeriformes; Hirundinidae
Product: EGF-containing fibulin-like extracellular matrix protein 2
Exons: 12
Coding region: 38-1372 (444 amino acids)
Molecular function (GO): calcium ion binding
Source: RefSeq, a predicted model, not a curated record